AUUGUAUUAGUUAUUUCUUUAAUACAUGAAAUAGUUAAAAUGUUCUAAUUGGUUUUCUGUCUGUCUUAUUGACUGUUUUUAUCCAGUCUGAAUGUCUGGAAUUUUAAAGGAUGAAAGAUUCACUCUUUCUUUCAUUACAGGAUUCUUUCUGCUAGUCCAGAUACUUGUUGAAAUGCUGAAUAGUUUCUUGGAGAAAGAUGUCAAGGAAGAGUUUCAGUUCAUAGACUGGCAUAAGAUGCACAUUUUUCUGCUGGGAAUGAGAUGUUCUUGAGUUUUUACAACUUUAUGAAGAGACCCACGUGUGUGGUGCUAUUGAGAAAUUUAUUGGGAAGUUUGAAGACAUUUCAAAUAACAUGUUUAGGUUUCUAAAGUAAAGUGGGGAGGCAUUCUAUUUUAUCAAAGGAGGAAGGACUUGGGCCAAAAAACUUGUAUGCUAUGGUUAACUGGUUCCCCGCCUCCGAGAAUGUUGUUUUCCAUGGUGUAAAACUUACUCAGCAUCAGGAUAAGGGAUAACGACUCUAUGGAUAUACGAAUCCUUCACCAUGGUAAAACUCGCUAACCCGCUGUAUACGGAAUGGAUUUUGGAAGCCAUCAAAAAAGUGAAGAAGCAGAAACAGCGUCCUUCGGAAGAAAGGAUAUGCAAUGCAGUGUCUUCAUCCCAUGGCUUGGAUCGUAAAACUGUUUUAGAACAAUUGGAGUUGAGUGUUAAAGAUGGAACAAUUUUAAAAGUGUCAAAUAAAGGUCUCAAUUCCUAUAAAGAUCCUGAUAACCCUGGGCGAAUAGCACUUCCUAAACCUCGAAACCAUGGAAAAUUGGACAAUAAACAAAAUGUAGAUUGGAAUAAACUGAUCAAGCGGGCGGUUGAUGGCUUGGCAGAGGCCGGUGGCUCAACUUUGAAAAGCAUUGAACGUUUUUUGAAAGGUCAGAAGGAUGUGUCUGCAUUAUUUGGAGGCAGUGCUGCCUCUGGUUUUCACCAGCAGUUACGAUUGGCUAUUAAACGUGCCGUUGGCCAUGGCAGACUCCUUAAAGAUGGACCUCUUUAUCGGCUCAACACUAAAGCAACCAAUGUGGAUGGGAAAGAGAGUUGUGAGUCUCUUUCCUCUUUACCUCCAGUGUCACUCCUUCCACAUGAAAAGGAUAAGCCAGUUGCUGAACCAAUCCCCAUCUGUAGUUUCUGUCUUGGUACAAAAGAGCAAAACCGAGAAAAGAAGCCAGAAGAACUCAUCUCCUGUGCUGACUGUGGCAACAGUGGUCAUCCAUCCUGUUUAAAAUUUUCCCCCGAACUAACGGUUAGAGUGAAGGCCUUACGGUGGCAGUGUAUUGAGUGUAAAACCUGCAGCUCCUGUCGAGAUCAAGGCAAAAAUGCAGAUAACAUGCUCUUUUGUGAUUCCUGUGACCGAGGUUUUCACAUGGAGUGCUGUGAUCCGCCACUCACCCGGAUGCCAAAAGGCAUGUGGAUAUGUCAAAUAUGUCGACCUAGGAAAAAAGGACGAAAACUUCUACAGAAGAAGGCGGCACAGAUAAAACGGCGCUAUGCUAAUCCAAUAGGACGUCCAAAAAACAGGUUAAAGAAACAAAACACGGUAUCAAAAGGUCCCUUCAGCAAAGUUCGAACUGGUCCUGGAAGGGGUCGGAAACGGAAAAUCACUCUCUCUAGCCAAUCAGCAUCAUCUUCAGAAGAAGGAUAUUUAGAGCGAAUAGAUGGCUUGGACUUCUGCAGAGAUAGCAGUGUCUCCUUGAAAUUCAACAAGAAAACCAAAGGGCUCAUUGAUGGCCUUACCAAAUUCUUCACCCCUUCCCCUGAUGGGCGGAAACCACGAGGGGAAGUGGUAGACUACUCUGAGCAAUAUAGAAUCAGGAAAAAGGGCAACAGAAAAUCAAGCACUUCAGAUUGGCCCACAGACAAUCAAGAUGGCUGGGAUGGCAAACAAGAAAGUGAGGAACGGCUUUUUGGGAGCCAGGAAAUCAUGACUGAGAAAGAUAUGGAGUUAUUUCGUGAUAUCCAAGAACAAGCACUGCAGAAAGUUGGAGUGACUGGUCCCCCUGAUCCACAAGUCCGCUGUCCCUCUGUCAUUGAGUUUGGGAAGUAUGAAAUUCACACCUGGUACUCUUCCCCAUAUCCUCAAGAAUACUCAAGGCUACCUAAGUUGUAUCUUUGUGAAUUCUGUCUAAAAUAUAUGAAAAGUAGAACUAUUCUACAGCAGCACAUGAAGAAAUGUGGUUGGUUCCAUCCUCCUGCCAAUGAGAUUUACAGAAAGAAUAACAUAUCUGUCUUUGAGGUUGAUGGGAAUGUGAGUACCAUUUAUUGUCAGAACCUCUGUCUCUUGGCAAAGUUGUUUCUCGAUCACAAAACACUUUAUUAUGAUGUGGAGCCAUUUCUUUUUUAUGUACUAACACAGAAUGAUGUCAAGGGCUGCCACCUUGUGGGCUACUUUUCUAAAGAAAAGCACUGCCAACAGAAAUACAAUGUUUCCUGUAUAAUGAUUCUUCCCCAAUACCAGCGUAAGGGCUAUGGCAGGUUUCUCAUUGAUUUCAGUUAUUUGCUAUCAAAGCGCGAAGGCCAAGCAGGGUCUCCAGAGAAACCAUUAUCUGAUCUAGGUCGUCUUUCCUACAUGGCUUAUUGGAAAAGUGUAAUAUUGGAGUGCCUUUAUCACCAAAAUGACAAGCAAAUCAGCAUUAAGAAGUUAAGUAAGUUGACUGGAAUCUGUCCUCAAGACAUUACUUCCACACUCCACCACCUAAGAAUGCUGGACUUUCGUAGUGACCAAUUUGUGAUUAUCCGCCGGGAAAAACUUAUUCAGGAUCACAUGACAAAGCUUCAGCUAAAUUUGCGACCCGUAGAUGUAGAUCCAGAAUGCUUGCGCUGGACUCCUGUCAUAGUUUCCAAUUCUGUUGUCUCAGAGGAGGAAGAAGAGGAGGCUGAGGAGGGGGAAAAUGAAGAGCCGCAAUGCCCGGAAAGAGAAUUAGAGACAAGUGUGGGAAAGUCUGCAUCUCGGGAGAACAAAGAACAAGAUUCUUAUUCUUCAAUAGAAGGUGAAAAGAAACCAGAAGUUAUGGCACCCGCCAGUUCUGCACGUUUGAACAAACAAGUCCUUUCUCGUGAUAGUCUUCCUGCAAAUAAUCAGCCAUCUCGGAAAGGCCGCUGUGGGAGGAAGAACAAAAAAACCCAGGAACGAUUUGGCAAUAAAGAUUCUAAACUGCUCUUGGAAGAGUCAACAACUCCUCAGGAACAAUAUGGAGAAUGUGAGGAAAAAUCAGAAACCUCCCAAGAACAAUAUACUGAAAGUGAGGAACAGUUGGCAGCCUCUCAGGAGCAGCCAAGCCAGGAUGGGAAGCCAGACAUUCCCAGAAGAAGACUAAGUGAGGGGAUUGAGCUGUGGCGAGGACACCUAAAGAAAAGCCCUGAGGCUCUGAAGUGUAGGUUACCAGAAGGCAAUGAUAGACUGUCCCGUCGCUAUAGUGAUGGUGACAGGGCUCUCCUCAGGGGCUUCAGUGAGAGUAGUGAGGAGGAAGAGGAGCCAGAAAGUCCUCGGUCCAACUCACCACCAAUUCUUACAAAGCCCACAUUGAAGCGAAAGAAACCAAUUCUCCACCGAAGAAGGAGAGUCCGAAAGCGCAAACACCACAAUAGCAGUGUGGUCACAGAAACUAUUUCUGAGACUACAGAAGUCUUAGAUGAACCUUUUGAAGACUCUGACUCUGAGAGGCCAAUGCCAAGAUUAGAGCCCACGUUUGAGAUUGAUGAAGAAGAAGAGGAAGAAGAUGAACUCUUCUCUAGAGGAUACUUCCAUCGGUUGUCCUCACAGGAUGUUCUCAGGUGUCGAUCUUCUUCUCAGAGGAAGUCUAAAGAUGAAGAUGACGAUGAUGACGAAGAGUCAGAUGAUGCUGAUGACACUCCUAUCCUAAAGCCAGUACCUGUCUUGAGAAAAUGUGAUGUGAAGAAUUCUUCACAUGAGCCAGAUACAUCCACACCUAUGAAAAAGAAAAAGGGAUGGCCCAAAGGCAAGAGCCGCAAACCAAUCCACUGGAAGAAAAGACCUGGCCGCAAACCAGGAUUUAAGUUGAAUCGGGAAAUCAUACCCGUUUCUACUCAAGAUCACAUUGUUGAGCCCAUUAUCCCCAUUCCUAAACCUGGACGUAAACUCAAAAUUCAAGAGAAUGAAGAAACUGUUGAAUCAAAAGAAGACUUGCCUUUACCCGAAGAAAGGAAGGAAGAAGAGGAGAUGCAUGUGGAAGCAGAAGAGGUUGAAGAGGGAGAAGAAGAAGAUACAACCAGCAGUGAAGUUAGAGCAGCUUCUCCAGUGGAUAGCAGCAACAGUCCCGAGAUGGAAAUGAAAGAACCUGAGAUAGAGGAGGAAGAAGAGAAACCUUGUGUCUCAGACGAGCAGAGGCAAUCUGAGGAAGAGCAACAAGAACUGGAAGAGCAGGAGCAAGAGGAAGAGGAUGAAAUAGCUGUAGAGACAAACCAGAAUGAAGACCAUGAUGCAGAUGAUGAAGAUGACGGUCAUCUAGAAUCUACAAAGAAAAAAGAGCUAGAGGAGCAGCCUGUUAGAGAAGAUGUCAAGGAGGAUCCUGGAGGUCAGGAGUCUUUUUUAGAUACGAAUAUGCAGAACAGUAGGGAGAAUAUAAAGGAUAAAGAUGAAACAGAACCAGAUUCUGAAGAGGAACAGACUUCCCAUGAAACAUCCGUGGUAUCAGAGCAUAUGCCAGGGUCUGAGGAUGAUCAUGAAGAAGAUUCAAACUCUAAAGAAGAACUAAUUGAGUUAAAAGAGGAAGAUGAGAUUCCCCAUAGUGAACUGGAUCUGGAAACUGUGCAAGCAGUGCAGUCUUUGACUCAAGAAGAAAGCAAUGAGCAUGAGGGCGCCUACCAGGACUGUGAAGAGACGCUUGCUGCUUGUCAGACCCUGCAGAGUUACACCCAGGCUGAUGAAGACCCUCAGAUGUCGAUGGUUGAAGACUGUCAUGCUUCUGAACAUAACAGUCCAAUAUCUUCUGUUCAGUCUCAUCCCAGCCAGUCAGUCCGUUCAGUCAGCAGUCCCAAUGUGCCUGCCCUUGAAAGUGGUUACACCCAGAUCAGCCCAGAACAAGGAUCCCUGUCCGCACCUUCUAUGCAGAACAUGGAGACCAGCCCCAUGAUGGAUGUGCCUUCCGUAUCCGACCACUCUCAGCAGGUGGUGGACAGUGGCUUCAGUGAUCUGGGAAGCAUUGAGAGCACCACAGAAAACUAUGAGAACCCUAGCAGUUAUGAUUCCACAAUGGGCAGCAGCAUUUGUGGGAAUAACUCUUCCCAGAGCAGCUGCUCCUAUGGUGGGUUAUCAUCCUCCAGCAGCCUCACCCAGAACAGUUGUGUUGUCACUCAGCAAAUGGCAAACAUGGGCAACAGCUGCAGCAUGAUGCAGCAGAACAAUGUCCAGCCUGCUGCCAAUUGCAACAUCAAGUCACCUCAGAGUUGUGUGGUGGAGCGGCCUCCCAGUAACCAGCAGCAGCCGCCGCCACCACAACCGCAGCAACAGCAGCAGCAGCAGCAGCAGCAGCAACAACCAGCACCUCAGCCUCCACCACCCCAGCAGCAGCAGCAACAGCAGCAGCCACCACCACCUCAGCCCCAGCAACCUCAACCCCCACCCCCACCUCAACAGCAACCACCCCUGUCACAGUGUAGUAUGAAUAACAGUUUCACUCCAGCACCUAUGAUCAUGGAGAUACCAGAAUCUGGAAGCACUGGGAACAUCAGUAUCUAUGAGAGGAUUCCAGGGGAUUUUGGUGCCGGCAGCUACUCUCAACCGUCAGCCACCUUCAGUUUAGCCAAGUUGCAGCAGCUGACUAACACCAUUAUGGACCCUCAUGCCAUGCCUUAUAGCCAUUCUCCUGCUGUGACUUCCUAUGCAACCAGUGUUUCUUUGUCUAAUACAGGACUGGCUCAGCUAGCUCCAUCUCAUCCAUUAGCUGGGACCCCUCAAGCACAAGCCACCAUGACACCGCCCCCAAACUUGGCAUCUACCACUAUGAACCUCACGUCACCUCUGCUACAGUGCAACAUGUCUGCUACCAACAUUGGCAUUCCUCACACUCAGAGGUUGCAAGGGCAAAUGCCAGUCAAGGGGCACAUUUCUAUCCGCUCUAAAUCUGCACCAUUGCCCUCUGCAGCUGCUCACCAGCAGCAGCUGUAUGGCCGCAGCCCACCAGCGGUUGCCAUGCAGGCUGGCCCUCGUGCAUUGGCUGUUCAACGUGGCAUGAACAUGGGGGUUAAUUUAAUGCCAACCCCUACCUAUAAUGUCAAUUCCAUGAAUAUGAACACCUUGAAUGCCAUGAACAGCUAUCGAAUGACACAACCCAUGAUGAACAGCAGUUACCAUAGUAACCCUGCCUACAUGAACCAGACAGCACAGUAUCCUAUGCAGAUGCAGAUGGGAAUGAUGGGGAGCCAGGCCUAUACCCAGCAGCCUAUGCAGCCAAACCCUCAUGGAAACAUGAUGUACACUGGCCCCUCCCAUCAUAGCUACAUGAAUGCUGCUGGUGUGCCCAAGCAGUCACUCAAUGGACCUUAUAUGAGAAGAUGAGCAAGAUGAACUUGCAGUUAAAAACUUAAAUAUAUAUAAAUAAAGGAACCUUUUAUACUGACAAACCAGAGAAAAAUGGACCUUUUUUUCCAGUUAAAAUAUUGCUGUAGAUUUAGAGGAAUUUUUCUUUGGUUUAUUUUAUUUUUUAGAAAACCUGGUCUUCUCUUUUUUGGGGGUUCAUUUUGUUCUGGGUUUUGGUUUUCUUCAUAAUCUUGAACAUUUUACAAUAGAACUCAUCUAAAAAAUGGAUUUGGGGAUGGGGGAAACAUGCACAAAAAUCUUUUCAUAAUUAAAAAGAGCCUUACUUUCUUUACACACCACAUGGACAGAAUUUGUGUAAAAGUGAAAUAUCCUUAUUUUAUUUGAAGAUGUAUGUUUCCCCUCACUGUUUGCAGCUCCCAGUGUUGUCAUUUUUAAAUGUUAUAUAUACAUCUCGAGGGUUAACCAGACCCUCUCCUCCAAACCCAACCUUUCAUUUCCUACUUCAUUCCAGCAGGAGGCACUUAUGGGAGACUCGGAUGGGGACAUGGAGAACAACCCAAGCUCCUUAAACUUAUUAUUAUUGUUAAUAUUAUUAUUAUUAUUAUUAAUAAAAUGAGGCAGGAAAAUGCUUCUCCUUUUAAAAUCCCCUCCACUCCCUACACAAACACACACACACACACACACACCCCUCUUGAAACCUCUCCCCCAAAAUGUUUCUUUAUAAAUGGACUUUAUUGAAAUGUUUGUCUUUCUUAAAUCAAGUGUAAUAUAAUUUUUUCUACUAUUCCCACUCAGCACUCAGAGACACACAAAUACUGUAAGUCUCAAUUAAACAGCAGAAUCUCAGAGGAAAGCUGUUUGCAAUCCUGAUUUAGCCUUGGAGGAAUAGAGAUUGGUCAGUUAACAAUCAAAAAGAGGAAAUUAACCUCUUGUUUUUUACCACCUGGUGAAUCAGCCAUAAUGCCCAUACUCCACACAGCCUCUUGUUUUUAGUAUGUACUUUGAGAUGCUAAGGGUCUUGAUUCUUGAGCCUUUGACUCUGAUUAAACUCAAUAAAUAGUCCCCAGUGAUUAGCCUCUUACAUUCUUACAAUGUUGGUGGAUGACUGUUUCAGUGAUUUGAAAAUAUCUGACAAACCUUUGACACUGUUUAUGUUGGAAGAGAUGACACAGAAUGUGUCCCCUCGUAAGCGAGAUCAUGGUGUGAAUUUUAUAGCUACUUUAAUGAUACAUACCUCUAGUCUUCAUUUGUCUUUUGAGAUCCUGAGUUCAUCCCCUGUGAAUCAGAGUGCACUGGCUGCUCACCUGUGAGUGGCUAAAGAGAAGAGGGAUCAACCAACCACCAGCAAAGUAGGGCAAAUCUAGACAGCAGGGUUUUGGCAGGCUCCUAUGUUGUUCCCAAUUCCAUUCUCUUUUCUCUUGUGCAGCCAGUUUGCCCAUUCUCUUCCUGUUACUUGCUCCAGGGAUAGGUAAAAAGAAAAAGAAAAAACCUAUAUAUAUAUAUAUACCAUCAUUAGAAGAUGGAAACUAUUAUACCACUUGGUAUGUGCAGUCAGAUAUCCAAAAGGGGGAAGUACUGCUUAAGAAUUACCUGUAAGCAUUAAAUUCUCUCCUUUAUUUGUACAUUUUAUAUAGAUAAAUUUUUGAAGUACUAAUUAGGCAUUAAAUUUUUCAAAUGCACAGGGUUUGUUGGUUUUUUUAAUACACUUUAAUUGACUUUCUCAAUUAAAUGUGUUAGGUAGAAAAAAAGCAGAAUUCCACAUUUUAACUGCUAUCAAUUCUAAGCAUGUGCAAGGCUGUGUAGGACCCAGUUUCUCUGUAUAUACUAUUCCAGUUCUCAAUCAUCUAUGUAGAAAGUGCACUGUGCUGCCCUCUCCCUACAUCUUCAGCUAUGUCAUUGCUUCCUGAUUGGGGUGGGGGUGGGGUGGGUUGGGAGGGAAGUAUAUUGGGAGGAGGGUGGGUCAAGGCAGAAGGAGAAGCUGUUGAAAUGAGGGCCGUGAAUUCAGUUUCCGUUGGUUUGCAAUUGUGUUUGGUUUUGUUUCUUUAAAAAAAAAAAUUCAAUCAGGCAGCUCCCUUUUUCCACAAGCCUUUUUGUGACUAGAACUAUUGUAGAGAAAAUGUUCUUUUCUAUAUUAUAAAAGAAAUUAUCCAACACAGUGAUAUUGGUACCUGUCAUUUUUUCACUUCUGUUUUAAAAAAAAAAUGUAUUUUUAGCAAAAUAACUUGGGUAAUCUUCUAAAAAAGAAAUUUAAAAACUCACUGUUAGUGACUUUGAUGCCUUUUAAAAUAAGAGCUUUUUCAUUUCAUUCCAUCUUUAAAAUUUUUUAUCUUUGUUGUAGAAUAUUAAAAAGUAUUUUAAGAAAGAUAAAAAUUCUCUUUAAAGAGAUCUCUAGAGUGUGUGAAUAGAGCUCCAGAUGCCUCUAAAAGCCGCAUGUACAAAUGAAGCUAACUAAGUCUAUUCCUGUCUGUUUAUAUUUGCUUUUCCUGUUUUGUAACCUCUUUGUACUUUGUUCAUGGUGACUUGUAAGCUAAGGGGAAGGGAUGCCUAGAUGCCUUUGUAUUUCUCCAUGUCAUGCGCUCCUGGGCCAGUUGGUCUCCCUUCCUCUCCUUGUAUGUAAUAUCACUUUUUUUUCCCCUUUCUAGCAAGUACUUUCAAAAGAACUCUGUACAUUUUAACAUAAAAAAAAAAUAAAUUAUGUUGAGCCAUUUUGGA
This is a messenger RNA of Molossus molossus (Pallas's mastiff bat), 9254 nucleotides long. It is a transcript of the gene KAT6A, whose product is annotated as lysine acetyltransferase 6A. Gene Ontology annotation, biological process: nucleosome assembly; regulation of DNA-templated transcription. The record is from RefSeq and is a predicted model, not a curated record. Gene Ontology annotation, cellular component: MOZ/MORF histone acetyltransferase complex; nucleosome. Bases 543 to 6560 code for a protein of 2005 amino acids. NCBI's taxonomy places the organism in Eukaryota, Metazoa, Chordata, Mammalia, Chiroptera, Molossidae. Gene Ontology annotation, molecular function: histone acetyltransferase activity; DNA binding. The transcript is spliced from 17 exons.